CUUGAUCGGAGGACAUCAUGCUGCCCCGUAAGCUACCGCCAGGAGCCUCGUUGCUACUCGUUCUCGGCGUUGCUUUGCUUGCUCCUUUGGGAUUCCUCUGGGUUGCACGCGACAUCCUGCAGCAGAACGGGGUAACGAUAUCGAACGCUGUAUUCGUCACUACCUAUGUCCUGUCGCUUCCGCUGCUCUCGGCCUUGCGCGUUGUCUUCAGACAGCUGAAGGACGCACGCGAAGCCUCCAAACGAGGGGCUCGUGUCGUUACGCGUGCGAAGGGACGAUGGCCCGGUAAUUUCGAUCUCCUCGUCACCGCCCUGAAGAACUGGGAGCAGUACACUGGCGAUGUCAUGACCGAACAGAAGGUCGCUAUAAGUCCCGGGCCGACGUUCAAUAUGAACGUCUUGUGGGACACCGUCAUCUUCACCUCGGAGCCCGAGUAUAUAAAGGAGGUCCUCGCGACCAACUUCCAGAACUACGAGAAGGGGCGUCGCUUCAAGGCUCAGAUGGCCUCAGUCCUUGGUACGGGCGUCUUCAACGCCGACGGCGAUCUUUGGAAGUUCCAUCGCUCCAUGACGCGGCCAUUCUUCUCUCGUGACCGCAUUUCCGAUUUCGAGAUCUACGAGCAUCACGCGCAGGCUGCUAUUGCCCGCAUGAAAGACCGGUUCCGGGAGGGCUACGCCCUGGACUUCCAAGAUCUCGUAGCGAAGUUCACGUUGGACUCCGCGACGGAAUUUUUGUUUGGCAAAUGCGUUAACAGUUUGGAGAGCGGACUUCCGUAUCCGCAUAACGCGCCGAUCGCCCAAGGAACUGCGGCACAGAUGAGCCACGGGCAGAGGUUUGCGGUCGCGUUUGCUCAAGCACAGGAGACGAUCUCUAUGCGGGCUGUCGUCGGCAAGUUGUGGAGGUUCCUUGAGUUGACGAAGGACAAAACGGAAGAACCGAUGAAAAUCGUCAAUAAUUUCAUCGAGCCUAUCCUGAAGGAAGCUAUCCAGAAGCAUAAAGCCGACGCUCCGCUUCUGGCCGCGGGAGACAAGCAGGACAUAGGAGAGAAUGAAACGCUCCUUGAUCAUCUCGUCCAGCAGACAAACGAUCCGGUCGUGUUGAAGGACGAGAUCCUGUCGAUGAUGAUCGCUGGACGUGAUACCACCGCGAACACGCUCAUGUGCUCUGUCUAUCUCCUCGCCACCAAUCCUGAUGUGCUUUCCAAGCUUCGCGAUGAGAUUAUGACGCAUGUCGGAUCCGCCCGGCCGCCGACCUACGAUGAUAUCCGCGCUAUGAAGUAUCUUCGUGCGUUCAUCAACGAGACGUUGCGGUUGUUCCCCGCCGUCCCCUUCAACAUCAGACAAUCCAUCGGACCGUCAACUUGGAAGUCCUUGAACCCGGAGGUGGAUCCGCGCCCCUUGUAUAUUCCUCCGAGGACGGAUAUCAUCUACUCAGUCUUGCUCAUGCACCGCCGCAAGGAUUUGUGGGGCCCGGAUGCGGAAACGUUCGAUCCAGACCGCUUCAUCGAUGAGAGACUGCACAAAUAUCUGGCACCAAAUCCUUUCAUCUUCCUGCCGUUCAACGCGGGUCCGCGCAUCUGUCUAGGUCAACAGUUCGCCUACAAUGAGGUCUCGUUCAUGAUCAUCCGGCUUCUCCAACAUUUCUCCGGCAUCGAUCUCGACCCCUGCGCUCAACCCCCUGACUCCCGGCCCCCGGAACACUGGAAACAAGCAGAAGGUCGCAAGGCGUACGAAAGGUUCUGGCCGAAGUCGCAUCUAACCAUGCAUGCUAAGGGUGGGCUGUGGCUGAAGAUGACUGAAGCUCCUGAGGCGGCCGAUGCGACCGCGAACACUCUCGCAUGA
This is a messenger RNA of Punctularia strigosozonata HHB-11173 SS5, 1841 nucleotides long. RefSeq names its product cytochrome P450 monooxygenase pc-3. Bases 18 to 1841 code for a protein of 607 amino acids. The transcript is spliced from 9 exons. Lineage: Eukaryota; Fungi; Basidiomycota; Agaricomycetes; Corticiales; Punctulariaceae. The record is from RefSeq and is a predicted model, not a curated record. Gene Ontology annotation, molecular function: heme binding; oxidoreductase activity, acting on paired donors, with incorporation or reduction of molecular oxygen; monooxygenase activity.